UUAAAUAGUAAUCUAUAAAUUCCCUCUCCUAACUUUUUCUCCCUGCAACUUUCUUCUUCUUUCAAGUUUCCAAAGAACUACGUAUUUCUUAAUGCCGUAGUUUCUUUCUUCAAUUCACAAGGUAACUUCGUUUCUGCCUCUUCGAUCCGCACAAGCUAACUACAUUUAUCAUUUUCUUUCUCUGAAGCGCUGAGAAUCCGCUGCGAGUUGGAGACCAAGGGUAUAAUUUCAAAUUUCCCUUGUCUUUCGAAUCUCAGAGGUUAUCAUCUUAUCAUUCUUUCUCAGAAUUUUGAUCUCUCUUCUUUUUUCGUUCUCUAUUUAUUGCUCUAUAUCGACUUCUGAGUUUUGAAUCAGUUGCUGUUUAGAUAUUUGGGUUGUGAUCUGAUUACUCGCAUAUAAACCCUGUUUUGGCGAUAGACGAAUUGGUUUCCUGUAAGUGUUUGAUAUUGAAUGGAGAAUUAUGGUUCUUCACCUUCGUAUCCCUACCAGAACCAAUAUGCAUAUCCUUGUCCGACACCUCCAUAUCAAGGGUACCCACCUCCCCCUUCAGAUCCAUAUCCACCUUCUUCCCAUCAGUAUCCCUAUGGUUCUCCUCAUCAUUACCCAUACCCGCAACCUUCCUAUACACCUCCGCCACCGCAGCCUUCGUUGUCCCAUUCAGGUUCCUUUGACUAUCACCACCGUCCACCACCACCUUCUUCAGGUCCCUUAGACUAUCAAAGUCCUCCAUACCAAACAUCACAUUCUGGUCCUUUGGACUAUCACCACCAUCCACAACCACCUUCUUCUACAACCUACCAUUCUGGUCCCUUGGAUUAUCACUACCAUUCACAAAGUCAUUCAGGUCCCAUAGAUUAUCACCACCAUGCACCAAGUCAUUCAGGUUCUUUGGACUAUAACCAACAAUCUCUGACUCAUUCAGGCCCUCGUCCCUAUGCAUAUCCGUAUCCAGCUGCUUCAGUCCCUCAUGCUCCUCAGCCAGCUCUUCAGCACCAAGGUAGUUUCCAAUAUGGCUCAUCUAAUUAUCCUUAUCAACAAGCCGGCCAAUAUCCACCACCUGAAAGCAGUUCUCAAGUGCCUCCUCAAGCCAAUAGCUCGUCCAAUCAUCAUAUGCAGGACAGUAUGGGUUCUUCAGAAACAAAUCAUGACCGCCCUGGUGGUACUGCUUAUCCACCUAUUGAUGAACUUUUGAGCAAUGUGCACAUAUCUGAUAAUCAUCCAAGUGCCCCU
Messenger RNA from Carica papaya (papaya), 1230 nucleotides. The record is from RefSeq and is a predicted model, not a curated record. Lineage: Eukaryota; Viridiplantae; Streptophyta; Magnoliopsida; Brassicales; Caricaceae.